This is a messenger RNA of Malassezia vespertilionis, 2511 nucleotides long. RefSeq names its product ATP synthase subunit C (gene vma16). The record is from RefSeq and is a predicted model, not a curated record. Gene Ontology annotation, biological process: proton transmembrane transport. Gene Ontology annotation, cellular component: proton-transporting V-type ATPase, V0 domain. The coding region runs from base 1 to 2511 and encodes 836 amino acids. The transcript has 5 exons. Lineage: Eukaryota; Fungi; Basidiomycota; Malasseziomycetes; Malasseziales; Malasseziaceae. Gene Ontology annotation, molecular function: proton-transporting ATPase activity, rotational mechanism.
AUGGCGUCCACAGCGUGGCCCAACACAGCCGUUGCGGAGCAGCAAUAUUCCAAUGCGCAACACACAGCACCCUUUGCAGCGGAUGUUGCAGAAGACGAGACGGAGCAGGACGGUCAGCGCAUACAGUGGUCUGCUGCAGGGCCGCGUGACUCGUUCAGCAGCGUAUCUUCCAGCGAGUCUGGCGUUCAACCGUACGAGACAACUCCGAGCACCAGUCCAGGAUGGCCCAUGACCACGACCAACGACACGUUCACCACAGCCAAUUCCACAGUGGGUAUGGCGCACGCAUUCCUAAGCAAUGGUCUGAAUUCUAUUGUUUCGGAAGCCUCAAAUUUGGACUUGGGCGGGAUGUUCUCAUAUCCCACAAGAGGCGGCUCCACUGGCAAGCAAGGUAUAACGCAGGACGCAAAAGGCGAGCAAAUCGUAGACGAGCCAAUUUCCCAAGUGAGUCGAGACGAAGCAAUAGACAUGCAGCCUACACCACAAGCAAGGCGCAACACUGUUCCUUGGGCGAAGAACACUCCGCCAAUGUCCCGUCUAACGACACAAAAUCUUCCCGAAACCAAACCUACUACAGGGCUCCGGCUCACCAUCCCGCUCACGCCCAGUCGACUCACUGGGAUAUCACCGAGUCUUCCUGCGUUGUUUGCUGGUGCGUCGGACCUGUCCAUGUGGCUAGACGAUCCUAUAGUGCCCUCGCCGCUGUACGAGCUUGGCGCAUGCACGGGCUGGAACGGCUUGCUUUCUGCAAACGACACGGGCAAGACACCCACCGCAAUUUCGUCGCGCUCCGCAGACCACAGCAUAACCAAGGAAUCACGGUCCUUGUUGCAAGAAACAUUGCUGCCCUCGCACGAUGAGCGAGGGGCUGCGUGGGAUCGCACACCGGGCGUAUCACCCGUGCUUAUUAGCUCGGUGGAUUGGUGGGCGCAAAACACGGACGCCCAGUUCCGCUUCCAUCGAUCCAUGCUAGACGCGCUUCCUCAGCUACCUUUUGUGCGCUAUGAAGACCAACGCACAUCUUUGGCCGUCUCCGUGAUCUCUAGAUUUUUGACGUACACGUCAUUUAUGUGCAUGGCAGAGCCAUCGGCGCCUCAGCCGCCGUUUCUGCACCGCCACCUGCUAAUGUCACAACGCAACAAACUGCCGGUGUCGCUCGCAAUGACUCGAUGCGUUCUUGGCGCAUUAGCACUUCGCCUGCCGUCCAGCGAUGGCUGGGCUUGGUCGCAGGCUGGACUGCAGCUGGAGCAACUCUUGCACGAAGCAGCAUCGACUUCUGCAUGCAUCAGCGAAGCCAUGGCAUGUGUGACAAUGCGAUUCAAGUACGCGGGGCGGCUAGAGGGCUAUUUGCAGCGCACCAUGACCUUUGAUGGUAUUAUGCAGCUCAUGGCCCUGCUGCAAUCGAUGUGGUUCUACGUGGUAGUCGGCGCAUUGAGCGACAACCUGCGCCUAAGUGCGAAUUCACCACACCCCGGAUCUUUUGCAUUUAUUCACUCGCAUUGGAGGCCGAAUCUCCUGCCUGACGCAGUAGAGACGUUGCAGGAUUUGACCGUAGCUGUCUCCUCCGUCGCGCUCUAUUUGCAGCAGCACCAGUGGGAUGGACUUGGAGAAGAGAUGGAUCAGUACCUCUGGUGGAGCUUGUGCGAGUCGCUGCGCCGCACACUGCUUGCAUCGCACGCUUUGCUUAUCCUAAUGCGCUUCAUUCUCCAUGCUACGGAAACGACGCAGACUGGGCCACGCUCGGGGAUGGUGUCGUUGGCGCAUGCUCCUUUCUCUAUACGAGAAUCCAGGCACGUGUCUUGGAAAGCACACCACUGGGAGUCUACUCUGGCGGUCGAGCUCCCGGCCAUCGCCGAUAUGUUUGAAGCAGACAACGUCAGCCUGUGGCGCACGCUAUGGAGCAACUGGCGCGAAACGCAACACAACAAGAGCAUGGGUGCGAUUGCGUAUACCACGCUCGGCGUGAUUUGCGCAACUCUUAUAUACCUGGCUGGGUACUUGGUCCUUUCCGGCUCUGGCGAACAAUUUGAUGUCGGCGGGUUUCUGGAGAACACUAGCCCGUACGUCUGGGCGAACCUCGGUAUUGGCUGCUGUAUUGGUUUCAGUGUCGUCGGUGCGGGAUGGGGUAUUUUUAUCACGGGUGCGUCGAUUCUUGGCGCUGGUGUCCGCGCGCCGCGGAUUACGACCAAGAACUUGAUCAGCAUCAUUUUUUGCGAGGUCGUCGCCAUUUACGGAGUUAUUAUGGCGAUCGUUUUCUCUGCGAAGAUAAACGGACGUUUGGAGGAUAACAUACAUGGGCUAUGGACGCCACAGAAUUACUUAACAGGAUAUGCGCUUUUCUGGGCAGGUCUCACCGUCGGUCUCUGCAACCUUGUUUGUGGUGUUGCGGUUGGCAUCACGGGUGCGAACGGAGCGGUUGCUGAUGCGGCGGAUCCGCAGCUAUUCGUCAAGAUUCUCGUGGUCGAAGUGUUCAGCAGCAUCCUGGGUCUCUUUGGACUGAUCGGUGCGUAG